ACGGAAAUGCAAAGUUUCUUAUUGCCCAUGGCGCUGAUUCAGUCACAAAAUACACCUGACGAACCCUUUCUUCCUAGUCUCGAUGAAACCGAAAAGAGCAGUAGGAAGAAGCUGGGCUGCUUCUUUGUGUCACUUUCCAAAUGGGUUCUAAAGGUUACCAUGUGGGCAGUUUUCAUAGCCUGGAUUGCUCUCUUCUUUCUUAUUCCCUCAGAUUAUGGAACCGACUUGUAUGAUGACCUGGUUACAGCAACCAGUGGAAAUCCUUUUGGAGAGACAGGAGUGGCAUUGCUGCUGUAUGGAGGUCCUCUUUUCAUCAUUGCAUUCCUAGCUGUCCCAUAUCUUAUCAUCUCUGAUGAAGAGCAAGUCCAUGAGCACAAGGCUCCAAGAUUUCGUUUGUGGACAUUUCCCGUUUUGGUGGACGGACCAUUUGGGGUUGUUUCUGCGGCAGAGUUGAUUGGAAUACUUUUAUUCGUUGUGUUUGUUCUCUGGGCUGUCUCUGCUUACACCGUUACUAACUUCGAAAUGUUACCGACCUAUGGUGACUUGACACUUAAUCAAAAAAGAGUUCAGAUGUUGCAAAUGUCAGCAUAUUGCUUUGGUUUGACAGCCCUGUCCUGCUUGGCUUUCCUGUUUCUUCCAAUCACAAGGGGCUCAAUUCUCCUACGCCUUGUCAAUAUACCUUUUGAGCAUGCCACUAAAUAUCAUAUAUGGUUGGGAAAUCUCACAAUGUUCCUGCUUACUCUUCAUGGACUUGGAUAUAUGACUGUGUGGAUAAUAAGAGGCAUCCUCCUAUCAUCGAUAGUAGAGUGGAAAAGUGACGGUGGGGCAAAUUUUGCUGGAGUUAUUUGCUAUGGAUUUGGUCUAGUCAUUUGGAUUUCAGCACUUGGUCCUGUGAGGAGGCGAUAUUUUGAAAUUUUCUACUACACCCAUCACCUAUACAUAUUCUUUGUGAUCUUCCUUGCAUUGCAUGUUGGUGAUACUUAUUUUAGCAAAGCUGCUGGAGGAAUAUUUCUCUUCUUGCUUGAUCGCUUCCUAAGACUUUGGCAAUCGCGGAGGACUGUCAAGAUCACUUCGGCUACAAGUUUCCCAUGUGGGUCUGUGAAGUUGGUGUUCUCAAAACCAAAAAACCUGCGAUACAAUGCCCUCAGCUUUAUCUUCCUUAAAGUUGGAGAAGUUUCUCGGUUGCAAUGGCAUCCUUUUAGUGUCUCAUCAAGCCCCCUGGAUGGAAAAUAUCAUAUUUCAAUCCUGCUUAAAUGUGUUGGCGACUGGACAUCAAAGCUGAGGGGAAAACUUUCAAAUUGUUCUGUCAACCAAUCUGAGUUAGAUUUACAUGCUAACCUUACAGCUUCCAUAGAGGGGCCUUACGGGCAUGAAUCACCAUACUACUUGAAGUAUUCAAAGCUUAUUUUGGUGGCAGGAGGCAGUGGGAUAUCACCAUUUCUAGCCAUCUUGAGUGAUAUUCUAAACAGAAUUAAGUAUGAAAAACCCUGCUUUACAAGAAAUGUUUUGCUUGUUUGGGCUGUGAGAAACUCAAGUGAAGUUUCUCUUCUAUCAACAGUAGAUAUGGAGUCAAUAUGUCCCUCCUAUUCCGAUAAACUGACUAUUGAAAUUGAAAUAUAUGCAACCCGAGAAUCAGAGCCUUUGUUGGAAGAGGGUAAAGCUGAGACAGGAGUAUUGAGGUGCAGCGGUAGUGUUGGGUGGAUCCAGGGAGGACAGGGUGGGGCAAUGUCAUUGUUGUGCGGAACAGGAAGUAAGGUGUGGUGUGGAGUUUAUGUAAUCAUAUCUAGCAUUGGGUUUGUGGUGAUUUGGGGUCUGUUGGAGAAGUAUUACAUGGAUCCUUUCGGUGUAAGUUAUUGGUGGUAUAGAGGAAUUUUGUUUUUGGGAAGUAUGGUUGCUGCAGUUGUGAUGGUAGGGGGUGGUGUGGUUGCCUUGUGGCAUAUUUGGGAAGGGAAGUUGGUGGAGGCCGCUGAGGAAGAUGGAGAAAGACUGGACAAUGAAACAGUAAUGGGAGGCAGCCAGGGGAGUGUUGGUGUUGGGAGUGGGAUUAAGAUUAGAUAUGGUAGGAGACCAGAUUUUGGAGAGAUAUUUGAGGGGAAUGGGAUAUCAGAUGGAAGUGAUAUUGGGGUGAUCGUAUGCGGUCCUUCCACUCUGCAGUCAAGUGUGGCUAGAGAGUGCAGAUCAAGGAAUUUGAGGAGGAGCUGCAGCAGCCAGCCGGUGUUCCAUUUUCACAGCCAUAGUUUUUGUUUUUAAUUUUUGUAUUGGCUGGCGCAGUUACAUUUAGUAAAGAAUUUUUUUUUUUUUUUUGGGCAGACAAAAAAGAGUGGUUGUCUCCUAUAGUAGGCCUUUUUAAAAAGCUUUUCAAUUAAUUAAAUAUUAUGUUAUGUAAGUUAGAUAAAUUUUUUAAUAUCAU
Molecule: messenger RNA, 2410 nt
Organism: Rubroshorea leprosula
Lineage: Eukaryota; Viridiplantae; Streptophyta; Magnoliopsida; Malvales; Dipterocarpaceae
Source: the annotation of a GenBank genome assembly